GGCCCCGUGCGCUCGGCCCACCCCGCGAGCCAGCAGCCGAGGCGCGCCGGCAUCGUGGCCGGCAGCACGGUCGCGUACGCGGCGAAGGGCAUCAGCAAUGAGCGCAGCCAGGACGGCGGCGACUCCUCGGGCCAGACUUCGCCUCGUUCCUCUGGCUCGUGCAGCAGCCUGGCUGGCAGCUUCCCUGGCCGGUUGGGGGCUGCCAUCGCUUGCCCCGAGGCAGCCGCCCCAGAGGGCUUCUCCAGCCUGGGCGCCAGGCUGCACGAGCUGGGCCGCUGCACGCCGUGCAAGUUCCUCCGCGCCCUCCGCGGGUGCCGCCUCGGCCUGAUGUGCAAGUUGUGCCACGACCGCACAAGGAACUCUCGAGGUCUGCGGUGCGGAAGGCGGGUCGCGUCAAGGCCAUGGAGUGCCGCGCCAUGGUCGAGGAGGCGGUGGCCGCGAAGGCGGCGAUGCCCGGCGGCGUGCCCGAGACGAGCGCGCUGGACUGCCAGCAGGCAGCGGCAGCUCCUCGGCUGCUCGACAGCUUCAACUGUGCCCCUGGCCUCGGGCAGCCCGGUGUCGACGUCUGAGCCGGAGGCGGGGGCCAGCUCCAGCCACGGCAGCAGCGAAGGGCCGUCCUUCCACUGCCAGGGUUUGUCCUGUUGA
Molecule: messenger RNA, 645 nt
Organism: Prorocentrum cordatum
Lineage: Eukaryota; Dinophyceae; Prorocentrales; Prorocentraceae
Source: the annotation of a GenBank genome assembly